GAGAUAUCUGCGCUUUGCACGGCUGUGGGUGGGAGGGGUUCAAUGUGACAGAACUAAAUGUCAGCAGCGUGACAUAUUUGAUCUCGAAGAAAAUUUCUCCUGGCAUGCCGGAAUAUUUCACCCAAACGGAGCGUGUAUUUGCAAUCGGCACAUCUUUGUGCUUCCGGGCAGCCCGUUAACCGCGAGUGACUGAUGCUCCGUGCCGGCAGGAUGGAGGAGUUUGUAACGGAGGAGGAUGAGCCAUGGUACGACCAGAGAGACCUGGAGCAAGAUCUGCACUUGGCCGCUGAGCUGGGUAAAACCCUCCUGGAGCGCAAUAAGGAGCUGGAAGACUCGCUGCAGCAGAUGUAUAUCAACAAUGAAGAGCAGGUGCAGGAGAUCGAGUACUUGACCAAGCAGAUGGAGAUGUUACGUGACAUGAACGAGCAGCACGCUAAAGUGUACGAGCAGUUGGACGUGACGGCGCGUGAGCUGGAGAUAACCAAUGAGAAACUGGUGCUGGAGAGCAAAGGGUCUCAACAGAAGAUUGAAAGAUUGACAAGUACUAUGGAGAUGCUGCAGGGUCAGGUGGAUACGCUCACUGCUCGUGUGGAGGAACUGCGUACACUGGAAGAGCUCAGGGUUCGCAGAGAGAAGAAGGAGAGGAGAACGACUGUGCACUCUUUCCCCUGCCUCAAAGAACUCUGCACCGCUCCCAGGUAUGAAGAUGGUUUCAAGGUGUCUUACCCAGGCAGUGGUGACCUAGAGGAAUGUCAGCCAGUGGACGAAGAGAACGAGCACUUGCGUGUGAUGGUGACGUCUUUGCGCGCAGCUGUGGCAGCUGAACGCAGUCGGCGUGAGGCCGCUGAGCGGGAAUGUGCUGCGGUGCUACAGGAGUUUGAGCGCCUGGAACAGCGUCUAAUGGGUGCCGAGAAUUGUCAGCGGCGUGUGUAUGAGCUGGAGGCGGAGCUCCUGGAGAUGCAGCUGCUACGCAAGUCUCGCGCAUGCCUGCUGAGUGGCGAAGAAGGUUUUGAGCAAACACUUCUCAACAACGCCCCAGAAACAGACACGCCAGAUGACGCCAUUAUGACGGGAAUGCAGAAUGGGGAUGCAACUGAUUCCAGCGGUCCGGUGCCAGUCCGGAAGAGCUGCAGUGAUACUGCUCUGAACGCCAUUUCUGCUGUUGAUGCCUCAGGUAGACGUAAAGGCAGCUACGCAAUUCACGCCAAUGGCGUACGUAAGAGGGGUAUGUCCAUUCUACGGGAGGUGGACGAGCAGUACCACGCCCUUCUGGAGAAGUAUGAGGAGCUGCUAGGGAAGUGUAGACGCCAUGAGGAGAGUCUACGCCAUGCUGAGGUGCAAACUUCACGACCUGUAUCUAGGGACCCAUCCAUGAAGGAAUGCCGGGCCAUGGAGCCCCAGCAACCACCCACUCCACCCAAGACACCCUCAACUCCAGAGGCCCUGGAGGGCAUCAGCCGACAGGUGGAGGCUGUGGACAAGAGGCUGAGCCAGAACACUCCUGAGUACAAGGCCCUCUUCAAGGAGAUCUUUUCUCGCUUGCAGAGGACCAAGAGCGACAUAACCACCACAAAAGGAAGGAAAAGUGGAAAAUAGCCCAUUUGGGUCACGACGUUCACCCAAAAAUGAAAGAUCGUUCAUUGUUUACUACCCUUAGGUUGUUCCAAACCUGCAUGCUGUUAAUUUUUUUUCUAGAGUACACAAACAAUUUUUUUUGUUGAAGAAACUUUACUUGACUCUUGCCAUGCAACGAUAGGUCAUAGUGACCAAGGACUGUCAAGCUCCAACUAGGAAAAAAAAAAAACACCAUAAAAGUAAUCCAUAUGACUUGUGCACUACGUUGUAAUUCUACUAAAACGAUAUGAUUGAUUUGCUUGUGAAUAUGCCUCAGAAGUCAUAUGGACUACUUUUAAGGUGCUUUUUUAUUGUUGUGUUGGAGCUUGACAUACAUGUUCAUGUUAACUGCUGUUAUGUGGAAAUGAACUGCAGUAAGAAUAUUCAUGAAUUUCUCAGUUUAUUUCAAUGAAAAAAUUAUAGCAUAUGGGUUUGGAAUGAGCCAAGAGUGCGUAAAUGUCAGAAUUUUCAUUUGGUUGAACUAUUGCUUAAACAUAGCACCUGAUUAUUUCCCUCUGCUCAUUUAUGGAAUGUCUUAAUUCAUUCUUUAAGGUGACAUGAUACUCUGUAAAGUAGCAACUUCCUGUUAAUCGAUUGGAAUAGCUGUUAUUUAGUUCAAAUGUUUCCCAAAUGGUGUGUUGCCACAUAUCAAGAGACAAAUGUUGACUUAGUCUGUUAAAAGGAAGUUGCCUAGUAUCUAAUGUGCUUCUCCAGGGUUGAACUUUUAGGAAACAUAUACUUACUAUAGGUUUGACAGUAACCAUAUUCACCCCAAGGAUACCUGUGAUGCUUAUCAUUGCUCAUUUACGUUCUCAUGUUCUUAUCACGUGUAUUACAGUAUCAUGAAUAAUCAAAGCGUUGUGUAAACACUUUUGUUCAAUAUUAAAUGACA
Messenger RNA from Xyrauchen texanus (razorback sucker), 2506 nucleotides. It is a transcript of the gene cdr2l, whose product is annotated as cerebellar degeneration-related protein 2-like. The transcript has 6 exons. The coding region runs from base 193 to 1596 and encodes 467 amino acids. NCBI's taxonomy places the organism in Eukaryota, Metazoa, Chordata, Actinopteri, Cypriniformes, Catostomidae. The record is from RefSeq and is a predicted model, not a curated record.